AGCCCAACCAUUUCUACUCUUAUCGUCUCCCUCUUCCUCUUCCUCUCACUCCUCCAUGCUAAUUAUGGAGUCUCUUUCUUUGCUCCUCUCAUCCUCUCCACCUCUUCAAAACCACCCUAGAACCCUUAAAUCUACCUCCUCCAAAUCCACUUCUAUUCUCCCCAACUCUCUCUCUCUUUCUUCUUCUUCAACCCAUUCUUCCACCACCCAAAUAAACGAUCUUUCUCUUCUCAAAACUUUAACCAAAACCCAUCUCUCUUUCACCAUAGUUGACCUCUUUACUUCUCUCCCUUGCCUUGCAGCUGAAACUGUUGUCUCUUCAACCGAACCGGCUUCAGACAAAAUAAACUUGGAGUCAAUCUUAAUCUCCAUUGAUGACUUCUUCAACAGAUACCCUUUCUUUGUUGCUACCUGUACAUUCAUUUGGCUUUUUGUUAUACCCUUAACCCAACAGUACUUAAGCAAAUAUAAGUUGGUCUCUGCCAUUGAUGCUUUUAGGAAACUCCGUGAUGACCCUAAUGCUCAGCUUCUCGAUAUCAGGAACACCAAGACUUUGGUGUCUCUGGGGUCUCCCAAUUUGAAAUCUUUAAGCAAGAGUGUGGUUCAGGUUCAAUUUACUGAAGGAGAUGAAGAUGGGUUUGUUAAGAAUGUGUUGGAUAAUUUUGCUGACCCUGCAAAUACUGUUCUCUGUAUUAUGGACAAUUUUGAAGGUAAUUCCUUGACUGCGGCGGAGUUGUUGUUCAAGAAUGGGUUCAAAGAGGCUUAUGCAAUCAAGGGUGGGGUUAGAGGCAAACAAGGGUGGUUGGAAAUACAGGAUACCUUAUUGCCACCUUCUGUACACAUCAUACCAAGGAAGAAAAAGAAGGCUAAAGUUUCGCAAAAGCUUGGGAUAAAUGGAGUUAACCAACAAUCUGGAGAUAAAAAGGAGGACUCCUCAUCUUACCCAGAUCUGAAACCACCAUCCUCGCCGACGCCAUCAAAGCCAUGAAACCAAUGCUACAAGGAUCUUGCUCAAAUUCAAUCAUCUUUGAGAUUCAUCUUCUGGUAAGCCAUGAAACUCAAGGAUCAAAGCGAUGAAACUGAUGCUUCAAGGAUCUUGCCGAAACUCAAUCAUCUUUGAG
Messenger RNA from Pistacia vera, 1121 nucleotides. RefSeq names its product rhodanese-like domain-containing protein 4A, chloroplastic. Lineage: Eukaryota; Viridiplantae; Streptophyta; Magnoliopsida; Sapindales; Anacardiaceae. The transcript is spliced from 4 exons. The record is from RefSeq and is a predicted model, not a curated record. The coding region runs from base 56 to 988 and encodes 310 amino acids.